Molecule: messenger RNA, 2024 nt
Organism: Rubroshorea leprosula
Lineage: Eukaryota; Viridiplantae; Streptophyta; Magnoliopsida; Malvales; Dipterocarpaceae
Source: the annotation of a GenBank genome assembly
ACCCGCGCCACCGCCGCAACUCCAGCAACCUUUUUAGUCGGCUGUUCCAAUUCCCCGAAUCCGAUUCCGAAGAUUUUUGCUCGUGUUUUCUUCCUGCAUUCUGAGUUUCGUUGCUCUGGAGAGCCAUCGAAAUCGUGGAUCUAUUCGAUCCGAUGGCGAACAUGGAGUCUGACUUCUCGCCCGGUGGAGGAGCCUCAGGGUCGGUUGCUGCCGACGCCGACUUCGGUUUCGCCUUCGAUGAUAGUAAUUUCUCUGAUCGGGUCCUCAGGAUCGAGAUAAUUCCUGAUUUGCCGGAGAGUAAGUCUGACGGCGAUGGUUGUUCUAGCAUCGCUGAUUGGGCGCGGAACCGGAAGAGGCGCCGAGAAGGUGUAGAUGUCAUUGUGCAAGAUGAGGAGCAAGUUUUAAAUUGUAACCUGCCAGACACUGAGGAUGGUUUGGCCUAUGAAAAUCAAGAUGAGGAGGCUGUGGCAAUGAUUGAGGAACCACUUUCAGAUGACGGAUUUAAUUUAAAUCCAGCUGGGGAUGAUGAUGAUCACAGUAAUCCUUCUUCUCAGAAUAUGGAUUUUUCAACGGUUCUUAGAGUGAGGAACAUACACAUUAGUUCUCCAAUUUUAGCAGCAAAAAGUCCAUUUUUCUAUAAGUUAUUUUCAAAUGGUAUGAAAGAGUCUGAGCAGCGACAUGUAACUCUUCAGAUACAUGUUUCUGAAGAAGCAGCCCUUUUGGACCUCCUUCAUUUCAUGUACAGCAAUACUUUAUCAACAACCACACCUACUGCUUUGCUGGAUGUGCUGAUGGCUGCUGACAAGUUUGAGGUUGCUUCAUGCAUGAGAUACUGUAGCAGGUUGCUGCGAAACCUGCCUAUGACCUUGGAGUCUGCCUUACUCUAUCUGGACCUUCCUUCCAGUGUUUUAAUGGCAGAUGCUGUUCAAGCGCUAACUGAGGCGGCAAAUCAGUUUCUUGCUGCACAAUACAAGGACAUAACUAAAUUCCAGGAGGAUGUACUCAACCUACCUCUUGCUGGUAUAGAGGCAGUUCUUUCUAGUGAUGAUCUCCAGGUAGCUUCAGAAGAUGCUGUCUAUGAUUUUGUGCUAAAGUGGGCUCGGAAUCAUUACCCAAAACUGGAGGAACGAAGGGAAGUCCUUGCUACACGCCUUGGUCGGCUGAUCCGUUUCCCUUACAUGACUUGCCGAAAGCUGAAGAAAGUCUUAACCUGCAAUGACUUUGAACCAGAACUUGCAUCCAAGGUUGUGCUCGAGGCCCUCUUUUUCAAGGCUGAGACAUCAUACAGGCAGCGCACUCUUGCAGCAGAGGAGGCCAAUGCCACUUAUCAUCGCUUUGUGGAGCGGGCUUACAAGUACCGUCCGGUGAAGGUUGUGGAGUUUGAACUACCACGUCAGCAGUGUGUCGUUCACCUUGACCUGAACCAUGAGGAAUGUGCUCAUCUUUUUCCAGCUGGUCGGGUUUAUUCACAGGCGUUUCACCUUGCUGGACAGGGAUUUUUCCUCUCUGCUCACUGCAACAUGGACCAGCAAAGCUCAUUCCAUUGCUUUGGGCUAUUUCUGGGGAUGCAGGAGAAGGGAUCUGUUAGUUUUGCAGUUGACUAUGAGUUUGCAGCAAGAACAAAGCCGAGUGAAGAGUAUGCGAGCAAGUAUAAAGGGAACUACACUUUCACUGGGGGAAAGGCAGUUGGAUACCGAAACCUGUUUAGUUUACCCUGGACAGCAUUUAUGGCCGAUGACAGCAUUUACUUCAUUAAGGGCGUCCUCCACCUCAGGGCCGAACUCACCAUUAGACAUUAAGUUUAUCAAGAAUUCAAGAUAGCUCUCGUAGACUAUUGCCCUCUUCCUCUGUUUUCCCUAAACAGUCUUAGACCACUAUUACCUUGUCCUAGAUUUUUUUUUUUUGGCCAGAAUACCGUGGCCUAGAUUAAGUAACUAUAUAUAUUCAUACAAAUAUUUUUUUCCCUUUAGAGACAGUAGAAUUGUAUAUUUGAUUCAAUGCUUAAAUACAUACAUCUUUCAUGU